Messenger RNA from Pieris macdunnoughi, 3204 nucleotides. The record is from the annotation of a GenBank genome assembly. Lineage: Eukaryota; Metazoa; Arthropoda; Insecta; Lepidoptera; Pieridae.
AUGUUUCGGGCUACUGUGUUUGAUAAAUUGCUGGAUAAAGCGACGAGUAAUCUACGCCUAGAUCCUGACUGGCCAUCUAUCUUACAAAUCUGUGAUUUAAUAAGACAGAAUGAUUGUUCACCUAAAUAUGCAGUUCCAGCAGUGAAAAAGAAGCUUUAUUCUCAGAACCCACACCAAGCAAUGUUUGCGCUCCUUACUCUCGAGAGCAUUGUUAAAAAUUGUGGGUCUGGAGUACAUGAUGAGGUGACAUCUAAAGUGUUUUGCGAAAUGCUCCGUGAUUUAGUUAAAACAACACAACAUGAAAAUUUAAAAAACAAAAUUCUUGAACUGAUACAAGCUUGGGCAUUUGCUUUUAGAAACAUCCCUAAAUAUAGAGCUGUGCAGGAUACAGUCAAUAUAUUGAAGGCUGAAGGUCAUAAAUUUCCACCAUUGAAAGAAUCUGAUGCAAUGUUCUCAGCUGACACAGCCCCUGAGUGGGCAGACGGUGAAGUCUGUCAUAGGUGUCGUGUAGCAUUCUCAUUGAUUGUCCGUCGUCACCAUUGCCGUGCCUGCGGUCAAGUGUUCUGCCAACAGUGCAGCUCUAAGACAUCGACUCUGCCAAAAUUUGGAAUUGAAAAAGAGGUGCGAGUGUGUGAUGCUUGCUUUGAUAAAGUGAGCAGACCACCAUCAUCUACUGCCAAGAUUGAAAUUAAUGACCCUUCAAGUGACUAUGGUCCAGCACCAGCUCCGCAGAAAAAGCCAGGUAAAACUGCUGAGGAGCUACAAGAGGAAGAGGAGUUGCAGCUAGCUCUUGCACUAAGUCAGUCUGAGGCGGAGCAGAAAGAGAAGGAGAAAGAGAGGCGAUCGCGUACCUUUAUAGCGCCAGAGCCGACCUCACAUCCUACAUUAUCUCCAUCGCCUUCAUCGGUAAGCCCAUCUCCAGAACACAGUACAACUGGGAAUUCAGAGUUGUCCCGCUAUCUGGAUAGAAACUAUUGGGAGCAGCGUCUAUCCAACACUGCCGCGCCAACCGCACCUUCGUCUCACGGCACCAAUGAUAAUAUUGAUGAUUUCGUAAAGCCUCCCACCGUUAAGACGCAAGAUGACGAACCCGAAGAUAAAGAAAUAGAUGAGUUUGUGGAGAAUCUCAAAUCGCAAGUCGAGAUAUUUGUCAAUCGUAUGAAGAGCAAUUCAUCGCGAGGACGAUCUAUUGCAAACGACUCGUCAGUACAGACUCUUUUCAUGAACAUAACCACGAUGCAUUCGAAGCUUUUGAAAUAUAUUCAACAGCAAGACGAUAAACGUGUUUAUUUGGAGAGCUUACAAGAUAAAAUAAGUCAAGUACGCGAUAGUCGCGCUGCAUUGGACACGUUACGAGCAGAACACGCAGCGCGACUCGCUCAAGCGGCUGAAGCGGCUGAACGACAGCGACAAAUGCAAAUGGCGACUAAAUUGCAGGCUAUGAGGAAGAAGAAACACGAGUAUCUGCAAUAUCAACGGCAGCUCGCCUUGCAACGAGUGCAAGAACAAGAGCGUGAAAUGCAAAUGCGCCAAGAGCAGCAAAAGCACCAAUACAGGAUGUCAAGCAGUGGUUUCUAUAUGCCCGGCAUGUCCAUGCAUCAGUUUCAGCCAGGGUUUCCUAACCAAAUGAUGUACAACCCUCAAUUCCAUCCUCAAAUGGCUCAGAGUGACAACUCAAAUCUCCCUGGCCAACCCCAAAUGUCCCAACCAAACAUGCCCAUGAAUGUCGGUCAAAUGGGAACCAUCUCUCAGUCUAUGCCCCAAAUGAGCAACACCUUCACAAUGUCGAACUCGGCAGCUACCUUGACACAGGUUCCCCCUGUCCAAGUCCCCAUGACCCAACCCAAUAUGCGCCCAAUGGGACAACAGCAUCCCAUGCAGCAGAUGAUGAUGCAGCAAAUGCAACAGAUGCGGCCACAACCUGGUAUGCAUCAAAUGAUGCCCAACGUCCCUCCAGGUCAAACUCAACCUAACCUUCCUAACCAAAUGCCUAAAAAUAUUCCUAACCAAUCACAACCCCCGAAUACCAUGAUGCCUCCCAUGACGAUGCCUCAACCGAAUAUGCCGCAUCAAAGCAAUGCUAAUAACAUGUACGGCAUGCAAAUGAACAUGAGAAUGCCCCAUACCCAAGGCAAUCAACUUAACAACAACCCGUCAAUAGCUGUCUCUGGAUAUCCGGUCAAUGCUCAAAAUCCACAAGUGUCUACUACGAUGCCUAAUAUGCCGCAGGGAGCGCAAAUGCCGGGACAGUCAUCUUUACCAGGACAUGGUCAACCAAUGAUGCCGGGCCAAAAUAUUCCCAUGCAGAAUCAGAUGCCACUAAACCAAAAUAUGCCCCAAUUACCUCCAAAUCAAGGACAAAUUCAACAACCUCAAAUAUCACAAUCCCAACCAAUGCCGGGUCAAACGCAUUUCCAAAAUCCACAUCUUAUGCAACCUCCGAAUAUGUCUCAACAAAACCCUCAGAUGAAUCCCGGUGCUCCAAUUGUACAAAAUAUGCCCAACCAAAGUGCGCAACAAAUUAACCCCAAUAACAUGGUGCCUUUAUCGGUGCCACAACAUUUGCACCCAUCACAAAUACCCCCACAAAGUAUGCAACAAGGACAACCAAUGGGCCCUCAGAAUCAACAACUGCCUCAAAACAUGCAGCAGCCUCCGAAUUUGCCUCAUAAUAUGCAACCACCACCGAACAUGCCACUUCAACAUAUGCAGCAACAACCUCCAAACAUGCCACCUCAAAAUAUGCAGCAGCAACCUCCAAAUAUGCAGCAGCAACCUCCAAACAUGCCACUUCAAAAUAUACAACAACAACCUCAAAAUAUGCAGCAACAACCUCCAAAUAUGGCACCUCAAAGUAUGCAGCAGCAACCUCAAAAUAUGCAGCAGCAACCUCAAAAUAUGCAACAGCAACCUCAAAAUAUGCAGCAGCAACCUUCAAAUGUUGCACCUCAAAAUAUGCAGCAACCUCUAAGUAUGCAACAGAUUCCAAAUAUGCCUCAUCAAAAUUUGCAGCAACCUCCAAGUAUGCAACAGCAUGCAAAUAUGCCUCAACAAAACAUGCAGCAGCCUAUGAAAAUGCAACAGAACUUUGGUAACAAUCCUCAAAAUCCACAAACUGUUGCAAAUCAAAGUCAACAAGUCCAAACAUUGAUGAACAAAUCGGAAAGUAAUAAUAACACUGCAGAACUUAUAAGUUUUGACUGA